Rhizophagus irregularis DAOM 181602=DAOM 197198 is the source of this 707-nucleotide messenger RNA. RefSeq lists its product as uncharacterized. Gene Ontology annotation, biological process: ubiquitin-dependent protein catabolic process; protein polyubiquitination; positive regulation of proteasomal ubiquitin-dependent protein catabolic process. The record is from RefSeq and is a predicted model, not a curated record. Gene Ontology annotation, molecular function: ubiquitin protein ligase activity; ubiquitin conjugating enzyme binding; zinc ion binding. NCBI's taxonomy places the organism in Eukaryota, Fungi, Glomeromycota, Glomeromycetes, Glomerales, Glomeraceae. Gene Ontology annotation, cellular component: cytoplasm; ubiquitin ligase complex.
UUAUUUCAAUAAUGUUCACUCGUGAGUGUAUCAUUUGUUUAGAAACAAAAAUUAGGAAUUAUCAUAAGAUUACCUCAAAAUGUAUUCAUGAAGUUGAUGUUUGUUUAGAAUGUAUUAAUAGAUACAUUGAUACAAAUAUUGAUAAAUUUGAAACUAUUAUUCAGUUUGAUCAAAAUGCUAAAAUUAAAAUUACUUGCCCUGUUCCAAUAUGUAAUAAAUUAAUGGAAAGAAAUGAUAUCAAGAAAAUUGCAACAAAAAAGAUCUAUGAAAGAUAUGAUUUUCUUACCUUCAAACUCGCGAUUCAGAAGAAUCCAAGAUUUAGAUGGUGUCAAGCUUCUUGUGGAAGUGGACUAAUUCAUAUAGGAGAAGAUCCAAUUUUCAUGUGUAAAGGUUGUGACAAGAACUCAUGCUAUACUCAUGGGAUCCUCUGGCAUGAAAAUCAAACUUGCGAAAAAUAUGAUGAGAUAAAUAAACCAUUAGAAAUUGCUUCCGAGCGUUAUCUUUCAAAGUCAACGAGAUGUCCUAAAUGUAAUCUGUACAUCGAUAAAACUGAUGGAUGUGACCACAUGACUUGUAAAUGUUCACAUCAAUUUUGUAUGUCAUGUUCACAUGAAUCUCCCGGCCAUAAGUCUAAUUGUAAAUAUAACAUCGAACGUCGAAAUAAGCUAAACAAUUUACUCUCUUCACUCCGUCGACUCAUAUCAUAA